Mycena indigotica is the source of this 2895-nucleotide messenger RNA. RefSeq names its product FTHFS-domain-containing protein. Gene Ontology annotation, cellular component: cytosol. The transcript has 11 exons. Gene Ontology annotation, biological process: tetrahydrofolate interconversion. NCBI's taxonomy places the organism in Eukaryota, Fungi, Basidiomycota, Agaricomycetes, Agaricales, Mycenaceae. Gene Ontology annotation, molecular function: methenyltetrahydrofolate cyclohydrolase activity; formate-tetrahydrofolate ligase activity; ATP binding. The record is from RefSeq and is a predicted model, not a curated record. The coding region runs from base 1 to 2895 and encodes 964 amino acids.
AUGGCAGCCCGUGCAACAAUAUUACGAGGCGGAUUUCGGCCUUCCGUUGAAUCCGUUCAGCCUAUCUUGUCCAAAUCUGCCAUGCAAAUCGACGGGACUGCCCUUGCAAAGACCAUCCGCGAUGGCGUUGCCGCGAAAAUAGCAGCAAAACAGGCCCAAUUUCCCCGCUUCCAGCCCCAACUCGCCAUUGUCCAAGCAGGCGAACGACCCGACUCAUCGGUGUAUGUCCGAAUGAAGGCAAAGGCAGCAGAGGAGGUUGGAAUCAAGUUCCGCCAUGUCGCUCUCCCAGCGACAUCAUCGGUCGACGAGGUUAUCGCAACAGUCAAGCAGCUCAAUGCAGACGACCAAGUCAGUGGCAUCCUCGUCCAGCUACCACUUGGCGAGCAUGUAUCUCCCGAGGGCGAGCGCCUGGUUACCGAAGCUGUCAGUCCAGAGAAGGAUGUCGAUGGCUUCCACGCCUACAACAUCGGUCAUCUGUCCUCCCGCGCUUCUGUGCCUCUUUUCUCUCCAUGCACUCCAUCAGCCGUAAUCCGUUUACUCGAGUCCACUGGGGUCUCGUUAGUUGGUGCAAACGCCGUUGUCCUCGGUCGCAGUGAUAUCGUUGGCAGCCCUGUCGCGUCUAUGCUGAGGAAUCGCGACGCAACAGUCACUCAAUGCCAUAGCAAGACCAAGAACAUCGCAGACAUCGUUAAAACUGCCGAUAUCUUGGUUGCCGCUGUUGGCAAGGCUCAAUUCGUGCAGGGCUCGUGGAUCAAGCCAGGCGCUGUGGUCAUCGAUGUGGGAAUCAACUACAUCCCUGACGCUACGAAAAAGUCGGGUCAACGACUAGUCGGCGAUGUAGACUUUGCGUCUGCAUCCGAAGUCGCUAGCCAUAUCACGCCUGUCCCAGGUGGUGUUGGACCUAUGACCGUGGCCAUGUUGAUGGAAAACACUUUACAUUCUGCUGAGCGCCUUUGGGAAAAACAACGGUCACUCAAGAUCAGGCCGCUCCCGCUCAACAUUCUGGAAAAGGUCCCCAGUGACAUCGAGAUUGCGAUGGCGCAUACCCCCAAGCGUAUUACGGAACUCGGUCUGGAAAUCGGCCUGCUUCCAGACGAGCUCGAAAGCUAUGGAAAAUACAAGGCCAAAGUCGAACUCAGUGUCCUUGAACGACUGGCCCAUCGCAAGAACGGUAAAUAUAUUGUUAUAUCUGGCAUAACGCCCACACCCCUUGGCGAGGGUAAAUCCACGACCACAAUAGGACUUGCACAGGCCCUCGGUGCAGAGCUUAGUCGUCCGGCCUUUGCCUGCGUCCGUCAACCGAGUCAAGGACCAACCUUCGGUAUCAAGGGUGGCGCUGCGGGAGGUGGCUACAGUCAGGUCAUUCCUAUGGACGAGUUUAACCUCCAUCUCACUGGUGAUAUUCAUGCUGUUACUGCUGCAAACAACUUGCUUGCGGCUGCUUUGGAUGCUAGGAUGUUCCAUGAAGCUACACAAUCAGACAAAGCAUUGUACUCGCGUUUGGUACCCACUAAGAAAGGCAAACGCGAGUUUGCUCCUCUUAUGCUUAAGCGGCUUCAGAAACUGGGUAUUAACAAGACGGAUCCGAACGAGCUCACCCCUGAAGAAAUAACCCAAUUCGCCAGACUUGAUGUUGACCCAUCCACGAUCACGUGGAACCGCGUUAUCGAUACCAAUGACCGGUUCUUGCGCAAAAUCACUGUUGGUCAAGGAGCAGCAGAGAAGGGACACGAACGGGAAACCGGGUUUGAUAUUGCUGUCGCCAGUGAAUGCAUGGCAGUUCUUGCCCUGACGACGGGUUUGAAGGAUAUGCAGGCACGGUUGGGUGCGAUGGUCGUGGCAACUAGCAAGCAGGGCAAGCCAAUAACAGCGGACGAUAUUGGUGUCUCUGGGGCUCUGGCUGUUUUGCUUAAAGAUGCCAUCAAGCCCAAUCUGAUGCAAACCUUGCAGGGGACACCGGUAUUUGUUCAUGCUGGGCCGUUUGCUAACAUUGCCCACGGAAACUCUUCAAUCCUCGCGGAUCAGAUCGCCUUGAAGCUCGCCGGUACUGAGGAGGGCGAUUCGUCUGAUCGCGUUGGCUAUGUUUUGACCGAAGGUGGUUUUGGCGCAGACAUGGGCAUGGAGAAAUUCUGCAACAUCAAGUGCCGAAUCAGUGGCCUUAAACCCAAUGCGACAGUGAUUGUUGCAACGACGCGAGCACUGAAAAUGCAUGGUGGUGGUCCCGAAGUCACCCCUGGCAAGCCGUUGCACGCAACGUAUACGCAAGAGGAUCUUGUUACCCUCAAGGAGGGCUGCAAGAACCUUGUCAGGCAUAUUCACAAUUGUCGCAAACUCGGAGUCAAGGUUCUUGUGGCAAUCAACCGCUUCGCGUCAGACACCGACGCUGAACUUGCGUUGAUCAGGGAGGAGGCGCUCAAAGGAGGUGCUGAUGCUGCUGUUGUCAGCAAUCAUUGGGCGGAGGGUGGCGCUGGGGCUCGAGAGUUGGCGGAAGCCGUCAUUGCGACAUGUGAAGGCGAAUCCAACUUCAAGUUCUUAUACGAUCUAGAACUUCCUCUCGAGGAAAAGAUUGCCAUUAUUUCGAAAGAAAUAUACGGCGCAGAUGGGAUCGAGCUCAGUGACUUGGCCAAGACUCAGCUCGCGACAUAUACGGCGCAAGGGUACGCUAACCUAACCAUCUGCAUGGCCAAGACACAAUAUUCGUUCUCCCACGACCCCAAACUGAAAGGGGUCCCGUCGGGCUUCACGAUUCCCAUUCGGGAGGUCCGUUUGUCUGCUGGUGCUGGAUUCCUCUACCCAAUCCUGGGUGAUAUGGCCACUAUGCCUGGCCUUGGCACGCGCCCCGGCUUCUGGGAAGUGGGAAUUUCCGAGACCGGAGCCGUGCAGGGUCUUUUCUAG